Molecule: messenger RNA, 6277 nt
Organism: Lactuca sativa (garden lettuce)
Lineage: Eukaryota; Viridiplantae; Streptophyta; Magnoliopsida; Asterales; Asteraceae
Molecular function (GO): nucleic acid binding; zinc ion binding
Source: RefSeq, a predicted model, not a curated record
GCGGUUUUGGAUGAAAUUUUUUGAGGUAAAAUUUUUUAAUACCCUGCUUGAAAAUUCUAUAUCCUGCCACAAAUUUUGAGGUACAAUCAGACCCCAAAACCUCGUACCCUUCAUCGUCUUCUCCAGUGUAGCAACCAGAGACUUUACUACUACACCGCCGCCUCAAACCCUUCUCGUCUGCCUUCACUAAGAACCCCAACUCAUCGUGCCGACAACCAUACUGGUAAACCCUUAUUUUCUCCUCGACUUUCCCUAUUCGGUACCUCAUCUUACUACGUCACCAAAUCAUUCUGCUCUCUAGAGUUAAUUUUCGUCUACCUACUUAUGUCCAUGAUCUCACAAUUCGAUCUAUUUUCUUAAGUUUCUAACUAAUUGGUGGUGUAUUUCGUAGUUUCAACAGCGUCGGUGAUUCUAGGUGAACGAUGGAGUUUUUUCUAAAGAGGUUAUUGUCUGGUUUAAUGCGUGAUUAGGAAGCUUCAUUAAUGUAUGAAAUACACUACAUCAUAUAUGGAUGUAGGCUAUAAUGCCUUGUAACUUGGUGUUAACCUAUGGCGAAAUGAACCAAAAAUGUGUCACAAGGAUGGUCUUUCCAUAUGAUGAUGGGUUAAUAUACUCACUUCCUCUAUACGAAAAUCUUCUGAAAGUUAAGAUAAACUACAUAUAUGAAAGAUUUAAAGGUAUUCGUGAUCUUGUGAUGACAAAUGAAGUUGGUAUCCUGUAGGAUGCAGUUGGCAUUGUAAUCAAAUGGCCAUAAAUAUCAAUUGUUCUUCAGGUCAUUAGUAGACAGGUACGGAGGCCAGGUUUUGAGAAGACGGAGCAGACAAGUCUCGUCUUUUAUUUUGAUUGUAUAUUUUUGGUGUCUUAUUACAAUGAAAGAACACACAUGUAUAAAACUUUACUUAUAAUGCAAUGGAUGAUGUUGUUGCUUGUUUAUUAUAUUACACUGUUGUGAUACUGUACAUGACGUCCUCCACCCCUGAACGUUUCCGCCGUUCGUGGUUUUGGGGUGUGACAGAUUGGUAUCAGAGCAUUGUUUAUAGUGAAUUAAGUAUAUCAACCCAUAAAAGAUAUACUAACUAUAAAUACAUGGGAUUAAAACACUCUGUCUCAGAGUUAUACUUUUAAAUAAUAAAAUAAUUAAGUAAGUAGACGUGCCUGCAUUCAUACUAAAAUCAGUGUCACAACGACAAGAACAAAAGUAUUACGAUUGUUGAAUAUCACAAGUAAGCCUGGGGAUAUAUAGUCAGUCUUGGGAAUGGCAUAGCCUGAUCAACUAUGCUGGUCCGAGGAGUGAUUUGAAUAUGCCCAAUAAUGGUUGUGAUAUGGCAACAAGUCUAAAAAAAACUUACCAACACAACCAUAAAAGAAUACCAUAUGGGUAUUUGAUCUUACUGUAAUUAUCUUAUUAGUUCGUCUAUUUUAGCUAUUUCUUAUAUCCCUUUUCUCGCGUAGAUUAAAAUGACUGGAUUUCACCAUGGCGAUCCGUACUUCCCAAACCAAGGCAAUGCUGGUUGGCUAGAGGCUGAACCAGAAGAUGGUCACCCAAUUCCUUUGGAUGAUCACCAUGCCGAAGGUUUUUCUGAUAGCUCUGACUCGGAGCCGGAAGUCAAAAACCUACCCCCAGCUGUUCAAAACCCAAACCUGAACCCUCGCCCUGUGUUUCAAGGACCCACACCUCUGUGGGCCACUAACUUGAUAACAUGGAGUCAUGAACAGGGUCAGCCCAUUCCCUACAAUGGAGACCGAAGUUUCUACAACCUCACUGAAGGAGGUUCUGCUGAUAGAGUCCUACCAAUCAUGGUGCGUAGGAUUUCUCGGAACUCGAUAAUAGCUCAGGCGACUAUCAAUCAUGUUUUGGAAGUUGACGCCAACUCUGGUGUUAACACUGUCCACAUUCGCCAACUAGAGUCUGCUCAUGAAAGGACUCUGGUCCGCAAUGCAAAUCUGCAAAGGGAACUUGCUGAAACCCAAGUGGAGGUUAGGGAACUCUGAGCUCAGCAAGCAAGGUCGGACAGGCGUAUUAGGGACAUUGAACGUCUUCUGUCGGUAUCGAGUACUCAUGCUAGCAGUUCUCGUCGCCGAUAGAAUCUCGUCGACUCAUCUUUUGGAUUAACCUAGUUUAUGUAAAACUUUGGUCUAAUUUCCUAUCUUUAUAAAUUUUAGACUUGUUAGGUCUUGAUCUAGUCUUAAUUCUGUCAAAAUUUUCCAUCUUGGUUGAUGUAAGGCCUACUUCUAGGCGAUUUUUCCCGAUCUUGUUACAUCUGUAAUUCCAAUAUUAUUGACAAAUAUCAAAUCUAUUGGAAAUUAUUAUCCAAAUGCUAUCUUCUGCAUUUAAUCAUACUAUUCUUUCUGUUGUUGGAAUAUGGGGAUUUAGUCCAUGAGACACAUUCAUAAAUCAUUUAUUCUUAUCCAUGCCGUCAUCUUUUAAAUGUAUAGUUAAAGAUGCCGCCACGCAGAAGUACAAGACGUAACCCAAACAACGAAGCACCGAUACCACCACCUCCACCACCACCUGUACCUCUUCAACCACCAAAUCCUUUUGAUGCCAACAUGUUCCAGGCAACUUUCACAGCAGCAGUUGUAGCUGCUGUGUCAGCAAUCAACGCUCCUGCCCCUAGUGGAUCAGGAACAGGUGCACCACCCUCAAACCACGGCGAAAGCCAUGGACACCCUCGGGAAUGCACUUACAAAGACUUCACUAACGCCAAACCCCGCAGCUUCAAUGGAACUGGGGGUGUUAUGGUGUUGAGACAGUGGAUUGAGAAGAUGGAAUCUGUCUUCGAGAUCUGCGGAUGCCAAGAAGGAAGCAAGGUCAAGUUCGCAGCUUGUACCUUCUCUAACCGAGCACUAACAUGGUGGAACAGCCAUGUUAACUAUCUAACUUUGGUGGUGGCGUAUUCCAUCGGCUGGGAAAAGUUGAAAGACAUGCUGAUGAAAGAAUACUGUCCUCGAGGUGAAAUACAAAAGCUCGAGCAAGAAUUCUGGGGUCUACAAAUGGUUGGAUCCGACAUCACUACCUACACAAAUAGGUUCUGUGAUUUGGCAAACUUAUGCCAGGAUAUGGUUGCUCUCCAGAGCAAAAAGAUCGAGAGGUAUAUCUGGGGACUGUCGCCUCAGAUUCAGUCAAGUAUGAUCGCUUCCAGGCCUAUUACUUUUGAUAGUGCCAAGGAACUGGCACAAUCUCUUAUCGAUCACCGGAAACCUCAGAAUGCAACAAUCCCUACAUCGGUACCACAAAACUCCAACCCCGACCAUGACAGGAAGGGGUGGAAUAAGAGGAAAAGGGGGGCUUCGCAAGGGUCCUCCAAGAAACAACAACUUGUGGCGAUCAAUGCUUCCACAAUUACUCCUGUUGCACCUGCGAACCUCUUACCAGCAAAAACAUAUGCUGGAACUCUCCCGAAGUGCACCAAGUGCAACUUCCACCACCACGGACCUUGCAGGGAGAUGCAGUGCACUAACUGCAACAAGAAGGGGCACACCGCCCGUUACUGCAAGGCUCCAACAGCUCAAGCCGCCCAGGUCCCAAACGCCGGGAUGGGCCAAACUUGCUAUGGAUGUGCUGAGGUGGGCCAUUACAAGAGGAACUGCCCUAAAGCAGGGAUGGCUGGAGGAGUGGGAAGAGUUAUGGCUUUAGGCCACGAGGAAGCAUGUCACACCCCCAAACCUGAACGGCGGAAACGUUCGGGGGCGGAUGACUUCAUGUGGUAACGUAACAAAUGAAUACAUAGUAAAGAAAGCAAUACAACCAUCAUAUAUAUAAUUGAAAGUUUACAUUUGACAAAAGUUACAUGUUCAAAACCAAUUACAAUAUGAUGUCAAAAUACGAGAUUAAACUGGCGCCGCAGCAUCCCUUCAUCAAAAGCAAAAUGAAUACCUGAAAUUUACUUAUUUCCUGGGACAUACAAGUAAUUUUGAAAGAGUAGAUCAGCAUUUAAGCUGGUGAGUUUCAUAAGUAUUUAAAUGACAAUGUUUGAAUGAAAUGAAAUGUUUUGUCCUUGUUUGUUUGUGUUUAGAAAAUCCUGUAUUUUCUACUAGUAUAAAAGUAGCCUUCACUCAAGACCAAUGUUUGUUUCUAAAAUGUAUGUAAGUGUAAAAUAACCAAUGAGUUUGAAAACCUUGUAAAUCAAUGCAUUUUUAAUACCCCUUGUGAGUUUUAUAACCAUGCUAUUGACUCAAAAUGCCUAUACACAACGUUCUUCAGGCGUUGGAAUGUUAUGACGUUUGUCACCCCAAAUGGUGGAUUGUAGCUAACAGUCAGGGCGCGGGUUGUCAAGCCCGUAUAGAUCUAUACACAAACACCAUGCUCCCCCUCCAAGGGAUUCUGGUAUAUAAUAUAGGACUUGAAAUGCGUACUCAAACGUACGUGAAGUUAGUGUCUCACAAAACCGUGGCAUAAAAACAGAUCUACUUGUUAAAAUGUUACAUUUGUUCUUGUAUACGAAAGUAAACUUCUUGAAAUUCAGGUUUCUAGUACCUAAGAGUUAGAAAUUUGUUCGUAAAACUAUACCUAUUAUAGUUUUCUAAAAGUGUGUCUUGUUUGUUUAGAAAUACCUAGAAAAGGAAUCACUUGUUUAUGAAAGCAUAGAUUUUUGGUGUAGAGUCUAAGAUAGACAAGAAUAAUCUAAGAAAAGUUUAGUUUAUACAUGCAUUACAACAAAUUUAUAUUUCAAAAGAUAGAAUGCUAUUUUAACAUAUGUUAUAUAUAUAUGAAAGUUCCUUAAAGGUUUAUAAAUCGCAUGUGAUUUGGAUAUAUAACAGCAUAUCAAAGAGUUUCUUUAUGUAACACACGAUAAUACUCGUGUGUUUUACUUGUAAUCCCCCCUUGAAAGCAUAUAAAAGAAUUUAUAAAAUAUUUAAAAGGUAAAUUAAGGGGUAUGAACUCACUUGAAAGUUUGAAGAUAGCGAGAUGGAAAACCGGGCAGAGUUUCGUCUCGGGAAACGGAUUUUCCUCGGGAUUCUCUGGAAUCUCGGGAGUAAAAUCGACCCUCGGGACUUGAGCAAAAAGACCAGAGCUUCGGGUUUGAACGGGCACAGAAAACGAGGCAAGAUUGGGAGAGAGAGGAGAGAAAUGAGCCCUUUUCUCGGAAGCCCUCGCAUCCUAUUUAUAGGAAGGCUGAACUGCCUCGGUACGCGGGGCGUAAGCUCGUACGCAGCGCAUACGCGUACGUCAUGCAUGACCGAAGCCUCGACUGCCUCGGCUUCGGAUGGGACGGGUUGCUGGGGAGGCGGGACGGCGGGUCGGACGGGUUGGACGCUUCGGACGGGUCGGACGGGUCGGACGCCACGGAUAGGGCGACGUGGACGAUCAGAGGCCAAGUCUCUCGGGUACGCAGGGCGUACAGGGGUAUGCAGCGCGUACCUCGGAUGAGGACGCUGACCCCUCUUCGGAUAAGGUCCGAUUUUUGAAUUAAAUAAAUAUAUAAUUUAUUUAAUAAACUUCAAAACUUCAUAUCUUCUUCAUACGAACUCCGUUUUCGAUGGUCUUUAUAUCCACGCGUAGGUGAGACUACGCUCUACAAUUUUCGUUUAGACUCCGUCGGCAAAUUCCGAAUUUAUUUUUUUAUUAUAUAUUUUAAACUCAUCGUGUUUAAGGAAUUUCUUUGAAAAUUCAUAACUUCUUUAUCUGAUGUCGGUUUUUGCCAGACAUUUUACCAUUGGAAUACCAUUGUCGAGACCUUCGAUUCUCGUUUAGGUCAUUCCGGCCAAAAGUCGCUCGAUCUCCGAUUCGAGUUUUUAGAUGUCUGUUGCUAAGCUGAACUUGGAAAAAUUAUAACUUCGCUAUAUGAAGUCGGAUUUGGGCGUUCUUUUCACGUACGAUCAUGGUUCAAAGACAUUUAAUCAUAGAAGGAAAUUAAAUAGAACUAUUUGUACAUUUUAUUAUGAAAGUAAAUUUUAUUACACAAAAGUGGUUACAAUACUUGACCCUUUUUGGUCAUUACAAAGAGUUGAAAUAUCGGGUUGUCACAUCAUCCCCUCGUUAGAGAGAAUUUCGUCCUGAAAUUUAAAGUAGUAAAGAUACUAGUGAACAUGAAAGAGAUGAGGGUACUUUUGUUUCAUCUGAUCUUCGCGUUCCCAAGUGAAUUCAGGUCUCCGCUUGGCGUUCCAGCGAACCUUCACGAUGGGUAUGCGACUUUGUUUUGUUUGCUUGACCUCUCGGUCCAUGAUUUCUACUGGUUCUUCCACAAAGUUGAGGCUCUCGUUGAUCUCGAUCUCGUCGAGUGGAAUAACAAGAGUCUCGUCGGACAGACACUUUUUCAAGUUUGAGACGUGGAAG